Molecule: messenger RNA, 1177 nt
Organism: Colletotrichum scovillei
Lineage: Eukaryota; Fungi; Ascomycota; Sordariomycetes; Glomerellales; Glomerellaceae
Product: class II Aldolase and Adducin domain-containing protein
Exons: 3
Coding region: 206-1108 (300 amino acids)
Cellular component (GO): cytoskeleton
Molecular function (GO): actin filament binding
Source: RefSeq, a predicted model, not a curated record
CCGCUCUUCUCCAUCACCUCAUGCGGAGUAACAGCCAUUCGAUAUCCCGCCGCUCAUUGACUCAACAUUUCAAUUUUCCCAAGGUCACAUAGCGAGAGAUAGUCUCGUAAGCUGGGUUUGAUAAGAAGACGCAGCCGAGGAAAACCAACUCCCCUUCUUUGAAGGCACAUUGCAGUUGACAGCAUUACCUACCACAUCGCCCACCAUGUCAACCACCACAACCGUCACGGCAUCCACAUCCGCACAAGCACCACCGGCACCGACGCCGCUCGGUUCGGCGCUGGACUCGGGCAAGGCGGGUAGCGGCAAGGUCAAGCGCCUACACCAGAUCCCGGUUCCCGAAUCCAAAGAAGCUGCGCGGAAAUGGCAGCUGGAACAGAUGGCGGCCGCGUUUCGCAUCUUUGCCAAGUUGGGCUUCUCAGAUGGCAGCAGUGGACACAUCAGUCUACGAGACCCCAUCAGACCGGACACGUUCUGGAUCAACCCGUAUGGAGUGCACUUUGGCGUGCUAAAGGUGUCGGACAUGGUUCACAUCGAUGAGGACGGUAACCGUAUUGGCGGUGCCGAUAAGCCGGUAAAUACCGCCGGCUUCACCAUUCACUCCGUUCUCCACAAGAGGAGGCCGGAUAUCAACGCCGCCUGCCACAUGCACAGCCCUUACGGCCGGGCGUGGAGUACUUUCGGACGUCCGAUCGACAUGCUUAACCAAGACUCAUGCAUGUUCUACAACGACCUCUCUGUCUACGAAGGAUUCGGUGGCGUCGUACUAGCAAAGGAAGAGGGCGAGCAUAUUGCCGAAGCCCUCGGCCCCACCAACAAGAACAUCAUCCUUCAGAACCACGGACUCCUCACCGCCGGUGGGACGGUAGCUGAAGCUGCUGCCUUCUUUAUCGCGCUUGAGCGGUGUUGCCAGGCCCAGUUCCUUGUUGAGCAGGCUGUUGCUCCUGGAACCAACGGUGCUGCUGGCGGACUGAAGAAGACGUUUGUCGGCGAAGAGGAGGCGCAGUACACAAAGGACGGCACGGGUACACCUGAAGUAAUGUACAUGCAGUUUGUACCAGAGUAUCAGUUGAUUCUGAAAGAGUCAGGAGGCGACUUUUUAUUAUGAGACUUCAUGUGGAUAGAGGUGUUUAGUAAACUUAGAAGAGAACAGAAGUCAAUAUCCAUUCGCACUCGC